This is a messenger RNA of Dothidotthia symphoricarpi CBS 119687, 630 nucleotides long. RefSeq lists its product as uncharacterized. Bases 110 to 481 code for a protein of 123 amino acids. NCBI's taxonomy places the organism in Eukaryota, Fungi, Ascomycota, Dothideomycetes, Pleosporales, Dothidotthiaceae. The transcript has a single exon. The record is from RefSeq and is a predicted model, not a curated record.
ACGUGGGGACUGCGCUCUGCGCUAUGAAGGAAUUAUCGUGCUAUCUUCUCUGCAACGAGUGACGGGUUCGAGGGAGGCGAGUGGGCGCAGACGUGUUUCACGGGUGUCGAUGGAGGAGCUUGCGUGCACUCAAAAGCAGGCGAGGAUAGGGGCGACUUGGCGCAGCACGCACAGGGAUCAGCUUGCUAUCGCGUGUAAUUCGACGGGCCCCGCAAUCCUAAUGGUUUGGCUGCACCGGCGUUGUCUUCACGGCUCUGCUGCUGUCGACGUGGUUGCGUGGGCGGUGGCGGUUGUGGUGGUCGACGGCGUGUUUGUUAUUGUCGUCGCUUUGUUUGGUGGCGUGCACGUCUUCACGCUCCAACACAGUCAGACGCAUCAACGCAUCAACGUAUCAACGCCCGCCAGCACCGCCUUAUCGUCGGGCGCACCGCUAUCGCACACGCAGCCAGUUCACCGCUGCACUCCUUUUGCCGCCAGAUAGAUCGCCUCUGUGUUCUCGAGUGCAACACGGAAUCACCCCAGUGUUUCAGCGUUUCAGCGACCUCUGGGAUGCGCACCAACCAAAGCACGUCAAAGGGGCAAAUCAUCAGAGUGUACCUUGCACGCUAUCUCCUGGGGCGGUAUUUUACU